UGUUAUUUCAUUGAGAAGAGACUUGGCAAGGUCAUCUUCAAUGGGGCGCCUCGAUAAGCUGUUUGUUACGCGCUACUGCACGGUAGGCCCACAAGUUCUCUGUAGGUAAUCGUGCGACUCCUGAGAUCGUAAAGAAGCAGAAGACAGUUUUAUAGCCCAGGCCCACGUGGCCCUCGUAAACUUGACUCGCAGGUCGGUUCGAAUUCAGGCUCGACCCGCCUGCCGCCAGACGUCUGCCUCUCUCUAUUAAUCCUGAACCCCUCGUUCAUUAUCAAAUCGCUUAGGGACGUGUUUCUCUCACGUGUAACAGGUCGUGAUUGCUGUGAAUCGUUCGACGAACAAGGUGAAGCUUGUCGGAAGAACCGUCCAUAUGUGUCACGCGAUUCUUGUCAUUGCGAUUCUCGUCACUGCGGUACGAUGACAAGUUUCUAUGCUUAAUGACGACACGCGUUGUUCAGCCGCCUCAACCGCUCAAACACAACGUCAGUGUUUUCGUGAAUGACGGAACGUAGACGUGAAAAAUUAUUGAUAUAGUGACGUUGAGACGGCAAGUGAAGGUACGUGAAGAAUGAGUUCCUAUCAGUUCGUCAACUCGCUCGCAUCAUGCUACGCGGGUCAACAGCCACAGCAACAGCCAAGACCGACCGCGAAUUCACCUGGAGAACCGAUGCAGGCAGCAUCGCCGGCCGGUGGCGACUACUACAAUCCAAAUGCAGCGUCUACCAGUUAUCCCGCACCUUGCUAUUCGCCUCAGCAGCAUUAUCCUCAGCAUCCUUAUGCCACGCCGGCAUCGGGUAUGCAGCAUACAGCACCGACAGGAAUGAUAGACUAUACUCAAUUACAACCUCAACCUCGGUUAAAUGCGACCACGACGUCACAGCAACAUGGUAUGCACGCUCAACAGUCGCAACAUCAUCAGCAACCGCACCAUCCUCAACAACAACUUCACGCGGAUCCAACGACGCCUCUUUUGCAAAGCGCCUCGGCACCGUCAGCACCGUCAACGUCCAGCUGCAAAUAUGCUGAUUCGACAUCGUCCACCAAUGUGGCGUCUCCUCAAGAUUUAACCACAUCCACUUCAAGAAAUAGCCCAACGCCUUUAGUGGCACCCGGAACGAGUAAAACCGCAUCAGGAUUGACUUCACCGCCUGGUAGCUCGUCAAGGUCGUCUGUGGCUGCAUCUGCCGCAUCACCACCUAGUGGUAGCUCGAGAGGUGUCGGCGAGGGAAAUUCGACGUUGACAACAGCAUCUUCCGCUUCGUCGCCCGCUUCCUCUACAUCCAGUACCUCGAGCACGGGUAACAAUUCGUCCAACAAGGGGAACCCCUCUGGCACUAACCCGCCUCAAAUAUAUCCAUGGAUGAAAAGGGUUCACAUUGGUCAGAGUACGGUAAACGCGAACGGUGAGACAAAACGACAAAGGACCUCGUACACCAGGUAUCAGACGUUGGAACUGGAGAAAGAAUUUCACUUUAAUCGCUAUCUGACGAGGCGGCGUCGUAUUGAGAUCGCGCAUGCUCUUUGCCUUACGGAACGUCAGAUAAAGAUCUGGUUCCAGAAUCGGCGUAUGAAGUGGAAGAAGGAGCACAAGAUGGCGAGCAUGAACAUCGUACCAUACCACAUGUCGCCGUACGGGCACCCUUACCAGUUCGCGCCCCACCCCGGCCAGUUCGCUCACUUGGCCACAUAGGACGAGUUCUCGCCCGCUGAGCUCGGAGCACACGCUGUCCGGUUUCCCGGGAUGUAUGGCGAGCAGAACUUUUAAAAGGCUUUUUCCGCCUUAGACCCCGCGGUACGUCAUGACAUUGUCACUCGUGACUUGGCGGGGUCUCGAGCGGGACUUCACUUCCAGUAGGACACGUGGUGCGUUCCGCCGAUUCCGUAAUGCCCCUCCGUAAUGGCUGGUAAAAAAUGGAUUGUCGCCGAAGUAGCGAGAGAUAGUAGAUUCUUCUUUCGCAUGCCCCCAAUAACGUACUUAAAUUAUUUAUGUAUAUUAUUCGGUCCGCGUGUUCAAUUAGCUAUUGGAAAGAGAAUUUCUCAAUCAAAAGACACGAGAGAAAUAUUAUUUUCUUUUGUAAAGUUAAGCGAAAACAAUCCAUUGUCAUGCCGCCUUUGGUUUGCGGACGCGCAAAUACGCGCAUAUCACUGUACGACUGUUUGAAGUUGAAGGAAAGCCAAAAUUUUCUGCGUAUAUAUCGCCGUACGCCCGAUUUAAUAGACUGGACGCGCUCCGAGGGACUCUCACGCAUGCGAUCAUGAGAUAUUAAUAAUAAUAAAUAAUACUAAUGAUGCGAAUGAGAGGUCACCUCAGCGGGUGAGAUAAAAUCGAAUCUCUAGUUUAAGGUGUAGAAAUUAGCGAUCUAAAUAAUUAAUUAAUCAAAUAAUGAAUUAAUUAAUUAUCUUGUCUUGGCUGCACACUGUUUCAUGUGAAAUCGAUCGCCGAUUGAAAAUGAAAUUAUAGAACAUGCUUGUGUAUUUAUUUAUUAUUUUUUUCUCUUAUCGUCAUUCUCUUAUUUGGCCUUCCGAAAAUAUAUUUAUAGGAAAAGACUUUGCGAAAGACUUGAAGCAAUUUCAAAAGAAACACAUAUUUCAUGUUAAAAUUUCUGUAUCAUAUUUAAAUACCUAUUAAUAGUCAAAUUAUUCUUCAUUGGUCUUCAUUGGAAGGGAGAAGUGACCUUUAGAAAUCCAUGUUGAUUGCGUAUAAAUUAUGCUGGCUCUAUGAAGUAUUUCUAGAAAAUAAGAAAUUGUUGGGACGCGGCAACUACAUUAGUAAAAUAACAACGAGAUAUUCGUGCAGCAUAAUUUGCAUGUGAUUAAAAUAGUACGAUUAUUGUAACUAAUAUCUGCAAAAUUAACUGUAACUAAAAACUUUUACACACGCAUCCGAAGUAUUUAUAAUAUUUAUAUUUAUAAUAUUAUAAUAUUAUAAUACGUAUAAUAUUUUAUAAUAUUAUAAUAUUUUUUAUAUCAAAUACCUGGAUGCGGACAUCUUACCUUCUCUUUAUAUAUUCCAUUGUUUUUAUAUCAUGAUGCAAUCGUAGAACUUAUUAAAGAACAAUGAUACAUAUAUUAAAAUAACAAAUCUUUUUGAAAAUUAAUUUUUGCGUCACGUGAUCUGCGUAUGUUGUAUCUCUUACUUUAUUAACGAAACGGUGAACAGCUAUGGCCCUGCAUCUCUUGUACAUAAUUUACAGCAUAAUAUAACCAAUGUCUCCCUGGAGCAGCCACGUUGUUCCUAUAUUGUCGAUACGUAGGGAAAUCUCGCGCGGAACUUAACGUUCAUUUUAUUCUACCGCAUCAAGCAUUUUAUCGUGAUUAUCGAUGAUUAAUUACAACAAAUGGACUACUAUUGUUUCUCGCGCAUCGACUAUAGUAACUUUAAUCCACAUAGGAACCUAAUUAGUUUUUCCAUAAUCAUAGUUUUUAAAAAUCCAAGUUGUAAAAAUAAAAAAGAAAGAAGAAGAAAUGUUUUAUGCGGUCGAACGCGGGGAUAAAUGGCCCCGGAUGCAUUGUGAGUACGUCUGACUUCGAUGGUGCAAUGUAUGUGCAUGUGCAGCGCUGAAUAUCUAACGCAAAAUUGCAUGCACGUGCUGCCUAAUUACGCGUAUUUAUCGGCGCAGAAUAUACAUAAAUGUGUGGUUGAAUGUAACAGGAAAAACGUAUUAUCCCGCAUGAUUCGAUACGAGAAGGAUCCAAGAAGAGAGAUCGGGUAUUGACUAGUUAACCGGGAAGCGAGCGCAAAUGUGUAAACUAAUUAGCUAGUAUUCGAGUAAUUGAGUAUCUUGUGAUAUGACAGAGAAAAAAAAACAGUCGCUCUAAUGCUUAUUGAAUUGUCAUAACCGCGCGUUACGCGAUGCAAAUUCGGAAGAAUACAGGGAAUUUAGUAUGUGUGUAUGUUGUUCGAGAUUUUAAGCGAUAUAAACGAGAAAGGAAACAAAUAAAGGAGAGACCUUCUAGC
Molecule: messenger RNA, 3958 nt
Organism: Pogonomyrmex barbatus (red harvester ant)
Lineage: Eukaryota; Metazoa; Arthropoda; Insecta; Hymenoptera; Formicidae
Product: Sex combs reduced
Biological process (GO): positive regulation of transcription by RNA polymerase II; anterior/posterior pattern specification
Cellular component (GO): nucleoplasm; nucleus
Molecular function (GO): DNA-binding transcription factor activity, RNA polymerase II-specific; RNA polymerase II cis-regulatory region sequence-specific DNA binding
Source: RefSeq, a predicted model, not a curated record